Molecule: messenger RNA, 1756 nt
Organism: Nicrophorus vespilloides
Lineage: Eukaryota; Metazoa; Arthropoda; Insecta; Coleoptera; Silphidae
Product: organic cation transporter 1-like
Exons: 7
Coding region: 127-1755 (542 amino acids)
Biological process (GO): transmembrane transport
Cellular component (GO): membrane
Molecular function (GO): transmembrane transporter activity
Source: RefSeq, a predicted model, not a curated record
AUAAAAAUAUUAACACAUGUGCGCCGCUAAGAUAAGAAUAUGAGAUCUGUAAACAAACAGCGAUAAGACUAAUAAUUAAUCUACAAGUCUUGAGAAAACUUAGUUGUAAAACAAGUGCGAUCAACAAUGGACGAAGACACGAGCGAAAUUGAUGCCAUCAUUGAAUCGGUCGGAAAUGAAGGCAAAUUCCAAUAUAGGUUUUACAUUAUCUUCAGUUUCCUGCUACCCCUAUUUGCUGCAAUGCCAACACAGAACUUUAUCAACGCUUUAGCAAUACCCGAUCAUUGGUGUUUCGUUCCCGGAAGAGAGUUUACCAAUUUCACGUUAGGGGAAUGGAAACUAUUACAUUUACCAAAAGAGUAUGAUAGUAUAGGAGUUCUCGGAUACAGCAAAUGCAAAAUGUUCAAUGGAAGUUCAGAAGUUAUAAAAUGUCAACACGGGUGGGAAUUCGAUAAGACUUGGUACGAGAUGACGAUUCCAAUGCAAAAGGCGUGGGUGUGCGAUGAUAGUUUUCAAGUGACCAACACUUUCAUUUUCUCCAAGAUCGGAGAGGCCAUCGGUACUUUCAUUUUUGGUCAACUAGCUGAUACAAUCGGAAGGAAACCUGUAUUUUUCAUGUCCGUGAUGACCGUGGUUGUCGGACGAAUGCUUUUAAUCUUCACAUCAUUCUCAACUAUAUUGUUCUUCCUCGCCAUGAGUUUCGGCAGUUUCUCAACAAAUUCCAUCCUGCAAUCGCCUUUGAUCACCGGGCUGGAAAUUUCCAAAACUGACAAACGGGCUCGAAUAGCUAUGAUCCACAGUAUCGGAGGGACAAUUGGGUAUUGCAUAUUGCCUUUAGCCAUGUGGUGGUUGAACGAUUGGAAGCUGUUCACGGCCGUAACAACACUUCCUUGUAUAUUAUUCAUGCUAACCGUGAAAUUUUUUAUUGAAUCGCCACGUUGGUUGGCUAGUAAAGGAAAGACGUCAAGGUGUGUGAAGGAAUUAGGUAAAAUCGCCAAAAUUAAUGGGAAGGAAUUACCGGAAAAUUUAGCGUACGACAUAUCCAAUUUACCAAAAGAAGAUGAGAAGGUUUACGGUGUGUUAGGUUUAUUCUCAAGUUGGAGAUUAUCCAAGAAUACACUGUGUCUUAUGUCGGGAUGGGCCUCGACCACCUUCAUUUUUGUCACUUUAACAUUCAAUGUAACCAAUUUAGAAGGCAACCCUUUCAUGAACUUCUUCUGGCAAGGAGCAGCCGAAUUACCCGCAUGGUUUAUUGGGAAAUACGCGUGCGACAAGAUCGGCAGACGAUGGACGAACAUCUCUGCAUUCCUUGCAACCUUCGUCGGAUGCCUUUUCAUCCUCGUCAUAAUCCACGAUGAAACGCAGCAACUUACUGUAUCUGCGAUCUGCGUUUUCUUGAAGUUCUGCGUCGCGUUUGCUUCGUACGUGGUGAAUCUGCAAUCCAUGGAGAUUUAUCCGACGUGCAUUCGUCAAGUCGGAAUUUCUCUUGGCGGAAUUUUAGCUAACGUCUCUGGAAUUAUGGCUCCUUACGUAGUUUUCUUGGGAAUCGAAAUCGACGCGUCAUAUCCGUAUGCAUUAUCAGCGAUAUUAGGAUUUUUGGGGAUUAUCUUUGGAUUAUUCCUUCCCGAGACUCUGAAUCAUAAACUUCCGGAAACUUUAACUGAAGCUGCUGCGUUUGGAGCGAAUCAAAACUUCUUCGGCAAAGAGAAAAGAAGGGAUACUGUUGAUCAGUAUGAAAUGUCAUUAAAAAGUUGAU